AUGCCGCAGCGAGGUCUCAAGACCAAAGCCAAGGCCAAGACGUCGAACCCGGCGCACCCGCCAGCUUCCGACUACAAAACCAUCGCCAACGAAUGGGCCAAAGCGAAACGUAUCCAGGCCGCCAGCGAUGCCGAGGCCGAGGCUCUGGGGCUGCCGUCGCAACGAGAAGCUGCGCAGGCUCUUCGGAACAAGCUCAACCGACUGCGACAUGAUUCCUACCAGCGCCGCUGGUGGUGGACCGUCGCCUUUUGGGCGUGGCUGCUCGUGAUCCACGCCGUGGGCAUUUGGCUGUUUACCAGUGGCUUCUUGCUCACGCGGCUGGUCCUGGAAGACAAGUCGAGCUGCGCAGUACCGCCAAUCGACGGUGAGAUGGCGCCCUUGAGCAUCGACAAAGGUUGCUGGCAUCCCAAGACGUUUGAGCGUGCCGUCGUCAUCAUCGUUGAUGCUUUGCGGUAUGACUUUACUGUUCCCCAGGACCCGGCUCAGCAGCACGACUUCCACAACGCUUUCCCGUUCCUGUACGAGACUGCCGCCGAGUUCCCCCGCAAUGCCUUCCUACGACCCUUCAUCGCCGACCCGCCCACGGCUACCUUGCAGCGACUGAAGGGACUGACCACUGGCACCUUGCCCACCUUUGUCGAUGUGGGGAGCAACUUUGCCGGGUCGGCCAUCGACGAGGACAACAUUCUCAUGCAGCUCAAGAAGGCUGGCAAGAAGAUUGCGCACUUGGGCGACGAUACGUGGGUUUCCCUGUUCCCCGGCUACUUUGAACCGAACAUCAGCAGAGCCUACGACAGCUUCAACGUGUGGGAUCUGCACACGGUGGACGAUGGCGUGAUUGACAACAUAUUCCCCCUGAUGAACCCCGAGGCUGAGGGUCAGUGGGACCUGCUGAUCGGACAUUGCUUGGGCGUUGACCAUGCUGGUCACCGCUAUGGGCCAGACCAUCCCGCCAUGACGGCCAAGUUGAGGCAGAUGGACGACUUUAUCCGCCGACUGACUUCUGAAAUCGACCAACACACACUGCUUGUCGUCAUGGGUGACCACGGCAUGGACAGCAAAGGCGACCACGGUGGCGAAAGCGACGACGAGGUCGAAGCUGCCCUGUGGAUGUAUUCAAAGACGCCCAUAUUUGGGCGCACCUUGCCCGAAUUCCUCACCCCUCCUGCUACCGCCAAGAUCCGGCCGGUCAACCAGAUUGAUCUGGUCCCAACGUUGUCGAUUCUGCUGGGAAUACCCAUUCCGUACAACAGCUUGGGUCGCCCGAUCGAGGAAGCCUUUUGCGGACCCAACGGCGACGACUGGGCAAAUCUUGCCGCCGUCUCCCGCAUGGCGUCUGCCGGCAUUGAGAGGUAUCAGGCGUCUUACUUUAGAGCUCGCGGCAUGACUCGGGGCUCUGAAGCGGACUCCCCUGCGGCUCUGUGGGCGGAGGCGACAAAAGUGCCAACGCCACCCCACCACGAGGACGCGUACAAGGCCUUCACCAGGUUUCAGGAGAGGACUCUUGGGGUUUGCAAGGACCUGUGGGCUCGAUUCGACGUCCCACGCAUGAUGUCGGGGAUCGUCGUCACAGCUGUCGGAGCUGUGCUCUUGAUGAUGUACGGUUCGCGCGAGCAGGAGGAUGAGUUUGUUGUCAUGAAUGACGUCGAGCUUGACUACGCCGAGGCCAGGUUGGAAGUCGUCGAUUUCAAGGGCGAUGGAGCGGACCCUCAUGUUGACCAGUUCUAUCACAAGAAGAUGCUUCGCAGGCUGUGGGACCCCCGGUUCGUCUUCAUGGUUGGAUCCCUCACUGCUGCCGCGUUGUACAGACAGCAGCAGCGGAUCGACGCUGUGGCCACGGCUGUCGUGCUGCUGAUGUUGACCGCUGUUGGCGUCUCGCUUCACGGCUGCGGCAAGACGCUGGGGAGCCUCGUGCCGCGAACGUUUUGGGGCUGGCUCUCCGUCAUCUUCACCCUCAGCCACUCCCUCGGCUUCGCAUCCAACUCGUACACCAUCUGGGAGGAUCAGAUUCUCCUCUUCUUCAUCGCGACCUUUGGCCUGGCCGCCAUUGUUUCGUCGCUGAGGCUCGAGUCCAAAGUUGAUCGAACAAUGGCCGUGUACCACUCUGUCGUGUUCAUCUUGCUCGGUCGGUUGGCGUCGUACUCGAAGCUGUGCCGCGAGGAGCAAAUGCCCUUUUGCGUGUCGACAUACUACGCCUCCGUCACCACGACUGUGUCUGCGCCUUGGCAGCUCAUCAUUCCUUUUGCUGUUUCCGUCGCGCUCCCUUCCAUUGUCAAGUCGUUCCUUACCCCCUCGGGGUCCUACGAAGGCCUGGCGCCGACCUGGAUUGGCUACGUGAUGAGGACAGGCUUGCUCAUGUCUGCGGCGUACUGGACCAUCGACGCCGCCAACAACGGAUCCUGGCUCGACGGCAGACUGACCGAGGCUGCUCUCAAGUCCAUCGGCGUCUACCUGGCCCAGGUUACCCUCGCGCUCGCCCUGGUAGCAGGGACGACUGCUUUUAUCUGGGCGCCGCCCAGCGUCUCCAUCGUCUCGACCUUUUCGAAAUCGGGCCAAGCCCGCGUCGCCAUCCUCGGAUACAGCAACGUGCUGGGGUCGCGCUAUCUUCUCCUGCCGCUCAACAUGCUCGGGGCGUGCCUGCUCCUUACCAAGCCCAUGGGCUCGGGAGCGCUCGCGCUGAUGAUGUGGCAGGUGCUUUCCCUGCUCGAGAUCGUGGACCUCGGCGCCAUCAAGACGGAACCCAUCGGGCCCGUGAUGCUUGCCAUACUCGGCAACUUUUACUACUUCAAAACAGGCCACCAGGCCACGCUAUCCAGCAUCCAGUGGGACAGCGCCUUCAUCCCCCUGUUCAGCAUCCGGUAUCCCUGGACGCUGAUUGUCGUGACGCUCAACACGUUUGGAGGCCAGGUGCUCGCGGCCGUGUGCGUCCCCCUCCUGACCAUGUGGAAGGUCGGACCCAAGCAAAAGGGCGUGCUGGAGGCGGUGACGAGGAGCCUGGCCGUCUUUGUGGCCUACUACGUGGUGGAGGCGCUGGCGACCAUGAGCUGGGCCGGCUGGCUGCGGAGGCACCUGAUGCUGUACCGCGUCUUCAGCCCGCGAUACAUGAUGGCGGCGGUGGUGCUGCUGACGCUGGACGUGGUGGUGCUGCUGGUGGCGCUGACGGGGGUGAGGACCAACACGCUGUCGGUUGGCGAGGUGUUUGGAUGGGCGGACUGA
Ustilaginoidea virens is the source of this 3216-nucleotide messenger RNA. RefSeq lists its product as uncharacterized. The record is from RefSeq and is a predicted model, not a curated record. Lineage: Eukaryota; Fungi; Ascomycota; Sordariomycetes; Hypocreales; Clavicipitaceae. The transcript has a single exon. Gene Ontology annotation, biological process: GPI anchor biosynthetic process. Gene Ontology annotation, molecular function: mannose-ethanolamine phosphotransferase activity. Bases 1 to 3216 code for a protein of 1071 amino acids. Gene Ontology annotation, cellular component: endoplasmic reticulum membrane.